This is a messenger RNA of Annulohypoxylon truncatum, 2471 nucleotides long. Its product is annotated as PLC-like phosphodiesterase. The transcript is spliced from 2 exons. The record is from RefSeq and is a predicted model, not a curated record. Gene Ontology annotation, molecular function: phosphatidylinositol-4,5-bisphosphate phospholipase C activity. The coding region runs from base 383 to 2380 and encodes 665 amino acids. Gene Ontology annotation, biological process: phosphatidylinositol-mediated signaling; lipid metabolic process. Lineage: Eukaryota; Fungi; Ascomycota; Sordariomycetes; Xylariales; Hypoxylaceae.
CUGAAGAAUCAAUAACUUGAACCUGGACCCUUUAAUUUUUGCAUUUCUCUUCAUUUCACAAUCCCUCCUUUGUCCUACUCUCCCAUGCAUACAUAUCUUAUCCUUUAUUUGUUCGAAUCUGUCGUCCUUACAUCUAUCUAUCGACUCAUAUACCCAUAGCAAUCUCACUCUACAAACUCAUCAUCAUAAUCCCCCAAGCAUAGACUAUCCUUAUCUUACUUGGAACGUGGAUUAUCGCCUCGAAGCCCUUCUGGACGGGCGACGAACCUCCCACCCCUAAUGGUCUUUAACGACCCCUUCUCUUGCUCAGCGGGAGCACAAACGAGACAAUAGCACCUGGCAUAUCGGGGAAUAACUUAAUCAAUUCGUUGUUACUGAUCCGAUGUGUUUCACUAUGCGUAAACGACCGACCGAAGCGACCCCGAGGCACGCGAAUACGAUGCGUCGCCGCCUCACUCUGAAUUCCGAACUCGGUACCAAUUCGAUGAAAGCUCUUAAACGAGCAAUUGCUUUGGCUUCGUUUGUCGCGCCAACCGUCGUACAUUUUCAAGGGGGAAAGAAGGAGGUUUACCUCAGCGCCGCCAUCCAGCGACACUUGCGGAAACUCUACGAUUCAUUACGUCGAGGAGAGUCCACUCUAUCUCGCAAAGCUUUUGCGAACUUCCUCGAGGGUGUGCAGGGCGAGAAUCUUCCCUUUUCAGACGUUUUAACAGAGGAGAAAUACAACUUUGAGAAAUUCCUUGAAGUAUGGUGGCUCCAAUUUAGCCUCGAAGCGGAAAAGCCCGCCUGCCCCGAAACCAAGGAUCUCUCGAAACCUAUUAGCAACUAUUUUAUUAGUAGCAGUCACAAUACAUAUCUAUCUGGCAACCAAUUGGCCGGUCGGAGUACAGCAGACGCAUACAGACGCGUCCUGAGAAGAGGAUGCAGAUGCAUAGAGAUAGAUGUAUGGAAUGGAGAUUCGCAAAGCUCAACCCCCGAUCAUCCACGAGACGCGUCGGCAAAACCAGUUUCGAGAUUCGAACAUGUUCGUCACCUCUCCGGCGGAAGUUUACAUACUGCUGCUGCUCAUUUUAAGGGCACAGUAGAAGAGACAAUUGAGAGGACUCGACAGAAGUUAGGGGUUGAGAAAGUUCACAGCCACAGCCCUAGAUGCAGCAAAUCCGAACUGACGCCGCCGCCCUUCGGCCGCGAGAUCGGCGGUGGUCUCGAUCCAGCUUCUCUCGCUCGCGAACUCGAUGUAGAACGUUCGUCUUUAAGGUCUAGGCCAUCAUUACCCCCAGAUGAACCAAUUGUGAUGCACGGCUAUACAUUUACUGCACCCGUUGGGUUCCGCGAGGUGUGCAGGGCAAUUCGAGAAGUUGGCUUUGAGACAACCAGUUUACCCAUCAUUGUGAGCUUAGAAGUCCACGCUGAUCAGGAGCAACAAGAAUCUAUGGUGAAAAUAAUGAAGGAAGAAUGGGCCGGAGUACUGGUCGACCAGCCUUACGAGACCUGUCCAAAUGGUCGGAUGCCCAGAUUAGAGGAAUUGCUCAACAAAAUACUCAUCAAAGUCAAAAAGGCAUCAUCUUUAGAUCCAGCGACCAUGUCAACGUUAGCUCCGAACUCAACAAUCGACGACGAUGCAUCCGGAUCAGAAGACGACAGACCUGCCUUCCCUAAUGGCGCGAAGAAGCCUAAGGUGCCUAUAUGCGAAAGUCUCAGCGCUCUUGCUAUAUAUACCCACAGCGAGCACUUCACAAAUUUUGAAUCGCCUGCUGCCAAAAGCCCAUCACACAUCUUCUCUAUAAGUGAGAAUAAGAUAUUAGAACUCGUGGUUUCCAAACACCACGAGCUGUUUUACCAUAAUCGACAUUUUUUCAUGCGUGCCUAUCCUAAAGGCCUUCGUUGGGACUCAUCUAAUCCUGACCCUACACAAUUUUGGCGCAAAGGUGUACAGAUGGUGGCCAUGAAUUGGCAAUCUUGGGAUGAGGGCAUGAUGCUUAACGAAGCUAUGUUUUCAGGCGAGCACGGAUGGGUACUGAAGCCGCCCGGCUACCGCAGCGAAGACGUGUGGCCGGGCCAGGAAGUUGAUCCUCCUCAUCACACUUCCUUAGAUCUAAUGAUUACGAUACUCGCUGGCCAGCACAUUCCGCUACCUGAGGGAGUUGAUAGCAGCAACUCCAGAUCCUUGAGGCCCCUGGUCAAGUGUGAAUUACACGUCGAAAAGGCGGAAGAACGGCUUGGGUCUUUUCUCGAAGGGAGCGGUAAGGUGCGCGAAUGUGACCUCAAGCAGAAAACCGCGGCUGGGAAGACGGAUCAUCCGGACUUCAGUUCCGUCAAAAACGAUCUCCAAUUCUUGGGUGUCCACAAAGUCAUCGAACAGCUCAGCUUUGUUAGGUAAGGAUUCCUACCAUGCUCCCCUUUCUCUUUACGUUUUCACAUUCACCAAAUUUCCCUUACUACAACAUCCGGCCGGAAGGAUACCUACAUAU